CCACCAUGGGCUAAUUAUUUUAUCUGUUAAUCACUAGGUUCACUUUUACGAAUUUUCCUCCGACAAAUAUCACGGGCUUGCUAAAGAGCGGUUCGAGAAAUAGCGUCUUUGAUGGCCAAAACACAUCUUCGACGCGGUUACCAACAAUGAACCACGUCGAUCGUAACUCAGCGAAAACCGAGUUGAACCAAGAAAAUUUGAAUAAACUGAGCGAAAAGCAGUCAUAUGCCGAUUGAAAGCGUUUGUACCAGUGGUUCGCGAUCGAGUCUAAGACAUUGAAGCCGUGCUAGUGGGAGGGUGGUGAGUUGCAUUCAAGACCUACGGUUUCGACUCCAAGUCAGAGGUGACGGGCAUCUUUUUUCCUUCUCCACUCAUCUUUGAGUUGGUUUUAUUUUGUCUUAAGGUGCGCCAACACACCUUGAUCGUGCUCAUAUUGUUAUUUCGUGUUGCGCGGUGCGACGAGCAAGUCACACGUAGCGAUCAUAUCGGUUUAGUAGUUCGCUCCUUUGGGAAACUUAAUAAUCUGCCCUCUUCGCGGUUUGCUUAGUCAGUCGAUCCAAGAUACUUGACUCAAAUUGGAAACGGGGUGCCCCCAAGACGUAGUGCUUGACGGUCCUAAGUGAUCUUAACGAAUUCUUAACGAAAACGAAUCUUCAAGUCGAGAGUUGUACUGAGGAGUUGGAUUGUCUCUUGGUUAGUUAGUGUACCCCCAGUGAAAAGUGAGUGACAUCACGGACUAUCGACCCGAGCAAUAGUGCAGUAUAGCAUUGAGAGGGUUAAGGGAUACGCGAUCGUAUAGGAACGUUAAUUUUUACGAGAGUGUAAGUGAAGCGGUGAAGUGAGAAAGUAAAAUUUCAAUUGCAAAAUAAGCGACUGAACUGUUCUAAGUCGACUGUACAGUGACCGAGGUGCCUAUUGUGUGAAGCUACAUUGUGAAUUGGAUUAAAGUUCGUCUAACUCGUGCAUCCGCCACCUUGUGACUUUUAUGAAAGCUGUUUCAAAUAGUGGAUCCGGUGAAAGCGCGAUUGCAUCGUAUAGUUAUAAUAAUUAAACGUAUUUUUAAAAGUGCACCCAGGCAAUGCAAGGAUUUUAAUGAAAUUUUUUGAUGUCCAUUACAAAUUUUAAAAUUCUACAAAAAUGACGUCGAUCGGUAUUUACUUAGUAGCAGCGUUUGCAUUUAGUAUAAUCACAUCCACUAACGGACAAGUGUAUCACAACCCAAAUGAUCCCGCUCCACCUGCACCGGAAAUAAAACCAACAGUUGCUCAACAAGAUGGUUUCAUAACUCAAACAGUUUAUGGCUUUCUGGAUUUCACGACUACAAUAGGUAACACAGUUAUGAUAUUUUCUCCUCAAAGCGCACCGCCACAGCCUCCUCCCGAACCCCCGAAAAAUGUGGUGAAAACUGUAACGAGUGUCAUCGAAACGAAACCUGAAGUUCAAGAUGUGAAACCAAAAGAAAUCAAACCAACGAAGACCGCUACGAAAUCUUCCAAGCCUAAAGUUUCAACAAAAGUUGAAGUGAUUGCAGGCCCACCAAUUCAACAGAGCUCUAAGGUUCAAAUUAUUGCAUCAAAGGUUGAAGUAGUAGCAAAUACACCAAACGCAAUUCAACAAAAUCCGAUUGAAGUGAAACCCGCUCCCAAACCCAGCAAAGUUGCAUCGCCACCACCUCCGGUCUUCUCCAGUAUCGUUGAAGUUCGGGCGGACGUUGACCCGGAGCCCGUCCUUGUGGUUGGUAAUAACUUAGCUGAGCCCGAAUAUGACUUCCUGUCGAGGCAGCCAGCUCCAUUCGCUGAAGAAUCCUUCAGGGUGGUUAAUAUCAAACCUGGCGCUGGUAAGAAUGGACAUCGGAAUCGUCCUAGUCACGAGCAAAGAAAAUUACAAACAGCACCACCGAGAGAUACACAUCCAACAGGAUUGGUCACAACAAUUACGGGUAGUGUUGUGAGAGACGGAGUCACUACAGUUCACGAAACUAGUGUCAUUGGAACAUACAUAUCCGGAAAAUAUGCCCAAGUACUACAGAGUACAUCUCACGUUUACAAAAACCACAAACCUAAAGUUUCACCUUCAUCUACGUUAAGAAUACUGAAGACUGCAGCUCCAACGGUACCUGCAUCGCGUCAUCAUAUUGAUCCAUCACCAACAGCAUCCGAUCUAGCACCGUUACCAGAAGCUCAUAAUGGAAAUUCAGGACCAAACCUUGUACGAUCCUCACGUCGCCCUGCAACCUCAAGCAACAGCUUCAAGAAUCGCAUUCGCAAUAGGACCAACAAAGAUGAACCAAGCUUCGAACCCAGAGAUCCACCUUCUACGACUAGCAACUCAGUUAGUCAAAGCACAACGAAGAAAACUUCGCGUCAUCGUAGUAAAUCUAAGAAUCGCCGAUACAGCAGCAAAUCUACAACGCCUAGUGUAGAAGUUGCAACUGUGUCGGUUCGUAGUCAAUCUCCAAAGCCCUCUUAUUCCAGUCGUCGCAACAAGGGUACCCGUAAGAGCACUCAUACAACGACACCGGCACCUGCAGCACCUCAACCAACGGAAGCACGUCGCGCAUUCAAACCAAAACUUCAGGCUCCCAAUAUUGAACAGGACGACUCUUACAAGUUCAAAUUGAACCGAUCACCAGGACGCUGGCAGUACAAGACUUCACCAAAACCACGAGUAACCAUUCGCAAGGCCAAUGGUGGUGAUGAAGCGCCAGUUACUCCACCUCCUGCUAAUGCAGAAGUCAUUACGAAUGACAUUCCAACGGCAAAUGCAAGGAGCGAUAGUGGUGAUUUGGAGCCUUCUGGAUCGGCUCAUGGAAAUGUUUUGAAUGACGCAGAGACUGGAGAUAAUAGCAUUGAUAAUAAGAAACCGUUGGUGGAAACCAUUAAUGUGGAGAUUUCGACACCGGCUGACUUCAAGGAUGUGUACUAUGAAAUUGCAACAAUCAAGACACCUUAUACAUUCCAGGUUGGAACCAUCAAGAAUACACGUUUCAUAACGGUCACAUCUACUUUCGAGAAAAGUCUAGAACCCGAACCGACUUUCGUUCCAACAAAUCCGAACGAACCACUCACCGAAAAUAUCCUGGCACCCACUACCCAUAUCGACAAGGAACACAAUCUUUUGGACUCUAGCAUUGCAACGCUGCCACCACUAUACUUAACCAGUGAUGCAGAAACUCCACCACUGGAGACACUUACUGAAACUUUCAGCACUACCCAGGAUAUGUUGAAAACUCACAUCCUUCCAGUUAUACGCGACGGAGGCAACGCUACCAGCUACACCCUCAUUCAGACCUACCACAUAACUAGAUUGGUUACAGCUACGAAAACUUUGCCACCCAUGGAUGCAUAUCAAUUUGUUCCUUCCAAGCGUCUCAAGGAAUUCAAUAGCAGACUGGAUGAAGCUGGAUCAGAACUUCAUCUCGAAUUGGAGUUUGGUGAUAAUAACGAUGAAGAUGAUGGUGACGACGAAGAUCAUCCAGUGCGACAAUUGUCUCCUGAGUUAGAUUUGGCCAACAUUGGCUCGGACUUUGACUUGUUCGAUGUAGAUCGCGCUAAGUUGGCUGCUCAACAGAAAACUAGAAGGAAAUUAAAUAAAGCGCCUGUAGAGCAAGCAAAUAAAAAUCUUUCGCCUGACCAAUUGCAACAACUUGCAUUACUACGACUACUGAAUCCUGCUGCAGCAGCACAAGUUCCCCAGGUUUUGACCACAUCAAAACCAGUUGUCAAACUUGAAACCGUCUACGAAUCCCAUGUGAUUCCCGUUUUCAAUGGCCAAUCUACCACCUACAGCACCAUUUCUAGACCAGUCGGCACAGUCAGCAGGACGGAAUUUGAAAUUGAAACUUCAACCCUACCAGCUGUACCUUUACCACAACUUCCAGUUAACCCGCUGUUCCCACCACAACAACCAUUUGGCCAGCCACAAUUCCAAGUGACUACAGCUCCUAUUGUCACCCAGACAGUCAUCACACAAACCCAGAGCAAAAUUCUGAAGUUGACCUUUGGCGCCAAGACAGCCUACACGACCUUGUUCUCGACGAAUGUUGUGCCCACUAUGCUGACCACCUACGUUACAACAUCGGUUGCAGUGCAGCCUACUGCCGCUUUCCCUGGCUUCUUCCCUGCUCCAUUUGCACCAUAUCCAUAUGUAGGAUAAUUGGCAACCCCAUCCUUCCACCCCAAUCCUAUAGCUUUAUUGUUAAAAACAGAUGACAAACUGUAAGUGAACAUCAAUUGGUGCGUAUUAUUCGAAUUUAAGCUGAUACUAGGCGAUAAGUACUUGUAAGCGAACUCAUUAUUUAAGGACACACACCAUAUUACUUCAUCGUGACACGUUUUUAUAAAAGUCCAAUAAAAACUCAAAAAAAAAAUAUUAGUAAAGUUGCCCCGACCCUUUGCAAGAGAAACUUUAUCAAGUAUUGCUUCAAAUGCGGAACUCAUCUCGAAUUUAUCUCAAUUGUGCAAGUUCAUUUUGUUCAUUCAUGCAUUCAGAUAGCAUCCAUGGUUACACAUGUCGUAAUCGAUUUAAAUUCGUGUUAGGUAGCAAAAAUUAAGCGAAGUGCAAAUAAUGUAAAUAAAUGAAACGUAUUUGUAUUAUAAAACAAGAUUGUGUAAUAUUUUGUAUAAAAAGCAAUUUUAUCACAACGAAAUAAAUGUUUUAAAC
This is a messenger RNA of Hermetia illucens (black soldier fly), 4662 nucleotides long. Its product is annotated as mucin-12. Lineage: Eukaryota; Metazoa; Arthropoda; Insecta; Diptera; Stratiomyidae. The record is from RefSeq and is a predicted model, not a curated record. The transcript is spliced from 10 exons. Bases 1138 to 4155 code for a protein of 1005 amino acids.